This is a messenger RNA of Tupaia belangeri chinensis (Chinese tree shrew), 883 nucleotides long. RefSeq names its product translocase of inner mitochondrial membrane 17B (gene TIMM17B). The record is from RefSeq and is a predicted model, not a curated record. Gene Ontology annotation, biological process: protein import into mitochondrial matrix. Gene Ontology annotation, cellular component: TIM23 mitochondrial import inner membrane translocase complex. Bases 77 to 595 code for a protein of 172 amino acids. NCBI's taxonomy places the organism in Eukaryota, Metazoa, Chordata, Mammalia, Scandentia, Tupaiidae. Gene Ontology annotation, molecular function: transmembrane protein transporter activity. The transcript is spliced from 6 exons.
GAAUAGAUGGAAAGCUCGGCGCCUGGGCGUGGCCCGCCUGGGGUUGGGCCUGACUGAGCGGCCAAACGCAGGCGCCAUGGAGGAGUACGCUCGGGAACCUUGCCCAUGGCGAAUUGUGGAUGAUUGUGGUGGAGCGUUCACAAUGGGUGUCAUCGGAGGCGGAGUCUUCCAAGCCAUCAAGGGCUUCCGCAAUGCUCCUGUUGGGAUUCGGCACCGAUUGAGAGGUAGUGUCAACGCUGUGAGGAUCCGAGCCCCCCAGAUUGGAGGUAGCUUCGCCGUGUGGGGGGGGCUCUUCUCUACUAUUGACUGUGGCCUGGAGCGGCUACGGGGCAAGGAGGACCCCUGGAACUCCAUCACUAGUGGUGCACUGACCGGGGCUGUGCUGGCUGCCCGCAGUGGCCCACUGGCCAUGGUGGGCUCAGCGAUGAUGGGAGGCAUCCUGUUGGCCCUCAUCGAGGGUGUUGGCAUUCUCCUCACUCGCUACACCUCCCAGCAGUUCCACAAUGCACCCCCAUUCAUGGAGGACCCCAGCCAGCUCCCCACCAAGGAGGGUGCCCCUGCUUCUGGCUAUCCCAACUAUCAGCAAUACCACUGAGGAAGCAACUGCCUAACACCGCCACCGCCUGGGGAGCUGUUCCUCAGUUCCCUCCCCGGUGAUCUACCUCGAAGGGAGGGCUGGCUCCCGGUUAGCCCUGGGACCCUCCAGAGAGGGCCUCUGCUUGGAGCUCUGGUCCCAGGGCGGGGGUGGGGCACCCAGCUGCUCUGACAGAUGGGUCCCCUUUGUCUCUCUCAGGGCACCCCAGCCCCACACUCAUAUGUAACAGGCUCUCACCCCAGCUCCUUUGUGUGGCACCCUUUUGAGUAUUUAAAGCGAGUUUCGAAA